CAGAACGGUCUGCGUGCGCUGUCACACUUUAUUCUCCCAACAAUCCUGGGAGCUACAAGCUGUUAUCAUCCCAUUUUAAAGCCUCACUCACCUAGAACCCAAUGCAUGGGACCAGGCUGGGCAGACGUGAAGAACCUGAAGGGCCUCAGAACAAGGAAUGUCGGAGCUGGGAGGGGUCUGUGAACAUAGAACAUGGAAUGAAUGUCAGAGCUGGGAGGGAGGGGUCUUAGAACACAGAGCACAGAAUGUCAGAGCUUAGGGCGAUUUUAGAAUACAGAACAUGGGAUGUCAGAGCUGGGAGGGCCCUCAGAACAGGGAAUGUUGGUGCUAGAAGGGCGGGCAGAACCCAGAAUAGGGAAAGCCGGAGCUGGGAAAGCCGGAGCUGGGAAAGCCGGAGCUGGGAAAGCCGGAGCUGGGAAAGCUCCCUUUUGGGAGAACCUCCUGGUAUGUCAGCAAAGGAAAUCAUCCUGGAGCCCCAUUGCAGAGCCCCAUUGCAGAGCCGGGCACUUUGCUGAGGGAGACCCAGAGGCUGAGAAGGGGGUGAGGCCGAACGUGGGGGAGGAGCUGGGCUCCAGCUUGGCCCUCAGCCUGUUGCGCUCUGCUCCGUCCCUCUCUCUGGGCACACCGUGUGGACGCUCUGACCCUGGCCGGCAGCCCCAGAACCUUCGCCUGCUGGAUUCAGACCGGAUGCUUCCUGGGUGUGUGCCCUGGCCCUCUGGGUGCCUCAGUUUCCCCCCCUGUAGAGGAGGGGGCCGGGCUGCGGGAGCUCCCUGGGGGCGGGAGCCUCCCUCCUGCAGGCCCUGCCCCCGGCCCGGAUUGUUUUCUUUAGCCGGCUCCUUAAUUAGCUCCCAAUGAAGUCCCGUUACCCGGGCUAAUUGGUUUCCGCGGAUCCAGCGCUGGGGCUUCUCUGGGGGCCCUUCUGUUUAAAGGCAUUUUCACCGGGGGGCGCUAAUUGGGAACGGGGCCAAAGCCCCGCCCGGGAGCUCAUUGGCCGCCUCCCCGGCCUCUCCUUUGAACUCGGCUGGCUCGGCCUCAGGUGCCACUUCCCCAGCCCCCCUCCCGCCCCCAUAAAGAGGGGCCCGGGCCGCGGCCCCGGCAGACGCCCCGCAGGAUGGACAAGCUCCCGGAGCCGCUGCUGGGCCUGGAGCAGGGCCUGGCCUGCCCCGGCCCGGCCUUUCUGGCCGCCUGGGACUGGAAGGAGCCGCCGGGCCCCUUCGAGCUGGGCCGGGCCGGCUCCCCGCAGAGCCUGUCCCCCGCGCCCUCCUUCGCCUCGUCGGCGUCGCCCGCGCACCCCGGGGCGGCCGAGCUGGCCUGCGGCCCCGGCCCGGGCGGGGGCCCCUGCGCCAUGCUGGCCUUCCCCCCCUCCUACCUGCAGAGCCCGGGCCCCGGCAAGGCCGCCAAGGGGCCCAAGGUCAGGAUGUCGGCCCAGCGGCGGCGCAAGGCCAGCGAGCGCGAGAAGCUGCGCAUGAGGGCCCUGGCCGACGCGCUGCACACGCUGCGCAACUACCUGCCCCCGGUCUACAGCCAGCGGGGGCAGCCGCUCACCAAGAUCCAGACCCUGAAGUACACCAUCAAGUACAUCGGGGAGCUCACGGAGCUGCUGAACGGGGCCCAGCGGAGCUAGCGGCCGCCCCAGCGGCCCCCCGCCCACAGACUGCCCGGCGCCCGCGGCGCCGCCCCCGCCUCAGCGGGGGAAACUGAGGCCGAGACGGGCGG
Molecule: messenger RNA, 1716 nt
Organism: Sarcophilus harrisii (Tasmanian devil)
Lineage: Eukaryota; Metazoa; Chordata; Mammalia; Dasyuromorphia; Dasyuridae
Gene: MSGN1
Product: mesogenin 1
Exons: 1
Coding region: 1112-1624 (170 amino acids)
Biological process (GO): mesoderm formation; regulation of transcription by RNA polymerase II
Cellular component (GO): nucleus
Molecular function (GO): DNA-binding transcription factor activity, RNA polymerase II-specific; protein dimerization activity; RNA polymerase II cis-regulatory region sequence-specific DNA binding
Source: RefSeq, a predicted model, not a curated record